AUGAAAGAAAUUCAGUACUAUGCUGUUAUUGGAAUGGGGUCACCUCCUCAGCAGUUUAAACUGAUGUUUGACACUGGUAGUUCAACUUCCUGGGUUCCAUCAAAGAAAUGCAACCAGUCUAAUAUUGCUUGUUUGUUGCACAAUAAAUAUGACAGCUCCAAAUCCUCAACGUAUAGGACUAAUGGAACAGAGUGUGAGAUUAACUACGGAAUAGGUACCGUGAAGGGAUUUUUAAGCACUGAUACUGUAACGAUCGGAGACAUCAAAAUACAGAACCAGACCUUUGUCGAGGUAACAGAGGAAUCUGGAAAUUUGUUCGCGACAGCUAUAUAUGAUGGAAUCCUGGGGAUGGCCUACCCCAAGAUCGCAGUAGAUCAUGUGUUACCUGUCUUCUACAACAUGCUCAAACAAAAACUAGUAUCAGCACCCAUCUUUUCUUUCUACCUGGACAGAAAUCGUACUGGAAAGGAGGGGGGUGAACUUAUUCUGGGAGGAAGUGAUCCUAAAUUUUACUCGGGUAACUUCACCUACAUAAAUGUGACUCGACGGGGUUAUUGGCAGUUUAAAAUGGAUGGAGUGAAGAUUAAUGGUAAAACUUCUAAAUGCUGCUCCGGGGGCUGUCAAGUUAUUGUUGAUACUGGAGUCUCCUGGCUUACUGGCCCAUCCUCAGAAAUCAAGUCCCUCAACCAAGCAAUAGGAGCAAAGCCCUCCACAUCUGGAGAUUACACAGUAAACUGUUCGAGCAUUCCACGUUUACCUCCUGUUAGCUUCACCCUGAAUGGCAAAGAUUUUACUCUUCAAGGCAAAGACUACAUAUUGACUGUCUCGCAUCAAGGGAAGACUACCUGUAUGAGCGGUUUCGUUGGUCAAGACGUGCCAGUCACUAUUGGUGGUCCCUUCUGGAUAAUUGGAGAUCUUUUCAUCGGUCGUUUUUACACCGAGUUCGAUCUGGAAAACAACAGAGUUGGAUUUGCCAAUGUUGUCAACCCUUCAGAUGCAUAACAGUUGUCAAUUGCAUUUCACAAAAAAAUAUAUAGUGUUGUGUGUAACUUUCCAAUGUAAAUUUCAUGAUCAUAAGUCAACUAGAUCGUGUAAUAAAAUUAUUUUAUGAGA
Saccostrea echinata is the source of this 1113-nucleotide messenger RNA. RefSeq names its product lysosomal aspartic protease-like. Bases 1 to 1002 code for a protein of 333 amino acids. The transcript is spliced from 8 exons. Gene Ontology annotation, biological process: proteolysis. The record is from RefSeq and is a predicted model, not a curated record. NCBI's taxonomy places the organism in Eukaryota, Metazoa, Mollusca, Bivalvia, Ostreida, Ostreidae. Gene Ontology annotation, molecular function: aspartic-type endopeptidase activity.